UGAAUUCCUUCUUCCUCAGAAAUGAUCAAACACGGCAGAGGAGAACUGAUACUAGGUCAGUGGGAAGAAGUGUUAUUGUUGAUAAGUGGCGUCAUGCAGGCCAUUUGGUGGCUGCAUCUUUGGAGUAAUGGGAGAGUUACAAUGUAGGAGGAGGAGGAACAAGAAACAACUGAUUCAAAGCGAUAAAGAUUUAGGCUGCGAGUCGAGUUUAACUCCUCUUGGCUUGUAACGCCUUUUCCUCAGACACGCCUCAACCUUCAAACUCGCGGCCACUCAAAGAAACUAUGGGAAGUGGGGACAGCUAUUAGUGGGUGUGGGCUGUCAAUCUAACCAACCCGCCCCGGCGCUGCAGACGGGAAGCGCACUGUUCACAACUAAUCCAGCAGCUGUAGAGUGGGAUCUCUGUGGCAUCGCGCAGCACCAGCGAGCGACUGACGGCCAAAAUGUAAAGGACAAGCAGCCGUACACCGCUUCCCGAAAGUAGGUGUGAAAAGUGCAGUUGUCUCAAAACGAUGCGUAAAGUUGACGUCGCGCAGAAUGGACGCGCAGUGAACUGUGCGUAAAAAGUGAGCCAAAGAGGACAGAAGUAAAACUUUUGCGGUGGUCGGGAGGCUUUUGUCGAAUGUGAUGGAUGUGCGCCUUUGGGACAUAGCUAAAGACUGACAGCAAGAGGAAGAAACAAUAUUCAGCUGAUGCCUGCUUUCCAGAAUUUGGCGACGGAAACAGAGCGGAGCGGAGCGGAGCAGAGCGGACAGUCGGGCAGCGGAUGCUGGACAAGCUCGUGAAUCGAAUUUGUCUGCGGAGCAGAUUUUAUGUAAGAAGUAGGACAACGCCGCCCAGCUAGUUCUUUCCGUCCUGCGAAGGGAGUUCAUGUCGUCCAGCAUCCUGUUGUUAUGAUAAAGUUUAGCGCGGAAGGGUCAAUUCCACGAAACGUUGCCUCCAGCUGAUGCCACUGCUCCAGCGGGAGUUUGCGGAAAGUUUUGUCGUUUACAUCCUACUGUCUACCUCUUCUAAAAAUGCACAAGAGUGGCGAGCCUGCUCCGACCGCGAGCUGCACGGACGGGGAGAGCAUCAACCUCAGCGUGCUCAACUGGGAGCAAGUGCAGCGGCUGGACAACAUCCUUACCGGCUCCAUUCCCAUCCACGGCCGAUGGAGCUUCCCCACCCUAGAGAUGAAGCCGCGGGACAUCGUCAAGGUUGUCCGGAGUCGCAUGGAGGAGAAGCGGAUACAUGUCCGGGAGGUGCGACUGAACGGAUCCGCGGCCAGCUACGUCCUGCAUGAGGACAGCGGUCUGGGGUGGAAAGAUCUGGACUUAAUAUUUUGCGCCGAGCUGAAAGGAGAGAUGGAGUUUCAGAUAGUGAAAGACAUAGUUCUGGACUCUCUUCUAGACUUCUUGCCAGAAGGAGUGAAUAAAGAAAAGAUCACACCAGUGACCUUAAAGGAGGCUUAUGUGCAGAAGAUGGUGAAGGUGUGUAAUGACUCAGACCGCUGGAGUCUCAUCUCACUUUCCAACAAUCGUGGCAAGAAUGUGGAGCUCAAGUUUGUGGACUCUCUCCGGAGGCAGUUUGAGUUCAGCGUGGACUCGUUCCAGAUUCGCCUGGAUUCGCUUCUCCUCUUUUACGAGUGCUCCGAGCACCCCAUGGCCGCCACUUUCCACCCGACAAUCCUGGGGGAGAGUGUCUACGGUGACUUCCCCACUGCUCUCGAUCACCUGCGCAAGCGCCUCAUCUGCACCAGGAGCCCCGAGGAGAUUCGCGGCGGGGGCUUGCUGAAGUACUGCCACCUGCUGGUGCGGGGUUUCCGCGCAGCCUCCGACACCGAGAUGAAACUGCUCCAGCGCUACAUGUGCUCGCGCUUCUUCAUAGACUUCCCUGACGUGAAUGAGCAGAGGAGAAAGCUAGAGUCCUAUCUACAGAACCACUUCGUGGACCUGGAGGACAGGAAGUAUGACUACCUGGCCACGCUGUACGAUGUGGUGCAGGAAAGCACGGUGUGCCUGAUGGGCCACGAGAGGCGCCAGACGCUCAGCCUCAUAUCGUCGCUGGCGCUUCGCGUCCUGGUCGAGCAGAACGCCAUCCCCAACGCUGCCAACGUCACCUGUUUCUACCAGCCGGCCCCUUACGUCUCAGAUGGCAACUUCAGCAACUAUUACGUGGCUCAGGUUCAGCCUGUCUACUCCUGUCCACCCUCGCCUCAUCAGCAGUACCUUCUACCUUCACAGCAUCACAUGUACGCCACCUGGCUGCCAUGUAACUAACUUGUGUACAUCCAUGCACUUUCGCGUAACUGGUGGAAGUCAUACCACCUUAAAAGGGAUGGAUGGUGAUAUUUUGUUUUUAUAUCUCUUCCUUCCUUGAAAUGAAAAGGCAAAAUUAGACCUAGAGGGCAGAUGAAAGAAGAGAGUAGAGGAAGGAAGGAAGGAAGAUGAUUACAAGGAACCAGGGUGAAGGCAGUGGGCAAGGGAAAGGAUCUCUCCCUGGGCUUGGGUGCUACAGCAGGAUGUGCUGAGCACACAUGGAGACAUGCCAGCGAGAGAGGCUGACCUAUCAGUUUGAGGGUUUCUAGACCAAACCACAGCAGACACAGAGUCUUGGCGUCAUCAUCAGCCCGGAUGAGACAGCUUCGUGAGUUUCGGCCCAAAGGAACUCACAUAUCUGAAGAUGAACAAUAUCCCCAUCUUCCUCACAUUACGAACCGGAACAGAUGCCCACAUACAGCAUAAUACGAGAAUACGAGUAGCAGAGGACAAACGCGAUGUGCUGUAGACAUUGAUUCAUUCAGAUAUUUUCCAUGUGCACUGUGUGUGUUUCUUGUGUAUGUGUGGGUGUGCAAAUUUCUUGUCACAGACAAUGCAAAAAGAGGAACUGGUUACUGUUUACAAAUCUACUUUGCUACUCAAGUGUUUCUGAAAAAAAAAAAAAAUUGAAACAACAAAACAAUGCAUGCUUUAUUUCUGUACAGAAAUACUCAUUUUAAGUGCCUAGUUAAAGCCUAAAGGGAAAAGCUAUUUUUGUGAUUCUUUAUCAUGGCGGACUAUUGAUUUGUCUCAUUGACAUUUUCAAGGUGAUAAUGAAUGUAUCAGGGUUCAGAGAAUUUACCAACGCCGAGGAGGGCCUCGCACACAGACGCAGGUGUUAGACAAACUCAUCUUUUCAAAAGCGUUUAGCUGAAGUCUCUGCUCUUAUACCAGCCAUCUUACUGGACAAGUUCACAUCCUGAUUACGAAAAGAGGAAGUAACAACAUAAUCUCAUCAUCUGUAGAAGUUGGGGGUGGGGUGGAGCAAAAAUGCUUACUAGAGUAUAAUAGAUUUUAACUUGUACAUAAAUGCACACAGAGAGAACGAGAUUUGUCUUUGAGACAACGGAUAAAGGAGAGAAUCGACUCUUUUAUUGCACAACAAGGUGGAUCAGUGGUCAUGUUGACAAUCAAAAAGACGCUAAGAUCAAGAUAUAAGAGUGCACAUUUGAAAUAUACUUAUUAAGCUUUCUUAAAGCCGAUCUGUGGCGGUUUCUCGGAAGCAGAGUUAUCUUUACUUUUAUACACUACCCAGCAAAACACAUCGAGGGUUUCUUCAGGUUUUUAGGGGGUUGUCGAAGGAACUGCAGCCGCCAACCCCAUGCGUCCUCAUGCGCAUGCAGGAUACAGACUAAAAGAAACUCUGCAGGGUAGCAUUAAGUUAAAAAAGGGAAUAAACAAAGUAAAUGAAGCAGACAUGCAAAUGCGCAAAUGACACUGGAAAGUUGUGAUACAAUCGAAACAUGAUUCAUUUUUUAUAUCUUCUUUUUUUCAUCAAAUGCAUGAUGAUGAUCCCUUUUAAUGUAUUUUGUGUGUGCAGUUCGAAGGCGUGAUGUUGUCGUAAUGUAUGCACUGUCCAUGAAAAAUGUCAAAAAGAGAGAAGGUUGGGGACACAAUCUGUACGAGGGGCCGGCAAUUGAAUUGUGUGCGCAAGGUCGAAUCAGCACAGGAAUACUACUGGGGCUAGAGACCCGGCAGAGAGAAUACUUGAGAUACGAAACGAGAACAGCUUCGAACUGUGAUGUGAGCUCAUCGACCAGGGCGUAUGUAAUCCUCUCUUAGAUGGCAGCCACUGAAAUUUAAUCUCACAGAGGAAAUAAUACAGUAAAAAAAUAUUACAAAUUUCACAUGUUCAUUUCAACCACAUGGAUUUUCGAAGGGUAAUAAAACAUAGUCUGGGUUUGCAUUUGCGAGGAUCAUGAAAACAACAGGUGUACAUUUUUAGCUUUGAAUGCUGACUGCGUACUCUCUCCAACAUGUCAGAUCUCCUAUUUUUCUAUCAAUCUCUAUUUUUGUACAGUGUUCGACUGGCAUACGGUAGCAGCCAAAACUGUGUGACUGAAUCCAAGAGUAUGUUGUUGUUGUGUGCGAGAUCUGUGUUUUACUUUGGCCGACAAAGAGCAGGUAUGCAUGGCGGCUAGGUCGAUUACACUCGUCCAACCUGUGUUCAUUGUAGGGUAUGUGUGCUCGCAGCUGUUUCGCGUGGAUUUCUGUUGCUCUAAAGAGAUUGUUCCUCAGUGUGUUAAACUGCCGUCCUGUUUGGUCAUGACGAUCAGAUGAGUGUGUUCAAGUUGCCGACUUGAUGAUUAAAAGCAAGAAAAGAAA
Mugil cephalus (flathead mullet) is the source of this 4622-nucleotide messenger RNA. RefSeq names its product terminal nucleotidyltransferase 5A-like. The transcript is spliced from 2 exons. NCBI's taxonomy places the organism in Eukaryota, Metazoa, Chordata, Actinopteri, Mugiliformes, Mugilidae. Gene Ontology annotation, biological process: mRNA stabilization. The record is from RefSeq and is a predicted model, not a curated record. Gene Ontology annotation, molecular function: poly(A) RNA polymerase activity; RNA binding. The coding region runs from base 1017 to 2258 and encodes 413 amino acids.